This is a messenger RNA of Astyanax mexicanus (Mexican tetra), 6414 nucleotides long. It is a transcript of the gene tarbp1, whose product is annotated as TAR (HIV-1) RNA binding protein 1. The record is from RefSeq and is a predicted model, not a curated record. Gene Ontology annotation, biological process: tRNA methylation. NCBI's taxonomy places the organism in Eukaryota, Metazoa, Chordata, Actinopteri, Characiformes, Acestrorhamphidae. Gene Ontology annotation, molecular function: RNA binding; tRNA (guanine) methyltransferase activity. The transcript has 30 exons. The coding region runs from base 120 to 5192 and encodes 1690 amino acids.
GAGCUCAGCGCUGCGCUGAAAAAGCCGUAGAAGAAGAGCGGGAGAGCCACGUGGGUUUGUUUUGGUAUCUUCAGGCUCUCGUGCAGCAGCAGUACAGCAGCGCAUCUUCUUCUUUUAUCAUGUCUUCUUCAGCAGCAAGAUCUUCUUCUUCCUCCGCGUGUCUCCUGAGCGCGGUGAUCUCUCAGUGUCCGGACAGACUGGACCGGGUUCUGGACUCGCUCUGCUGGACCGGCUCCACGUGGCCGCAGGUGGAGAGGGUUGAGUCCCUCACGGCCGCGCUGGGACAGGUAAUAAACCCACCUGUGGGCUUUGAUCAGCUGAUGCCCCGGGAGCUUCUGAUCAGCAGAACCCAGGCUGUGAUAUGGGAGCAGUGUGUUCCGGUUCUGAGGAGGAUUUCCACUGGAAACGCCCACUUUCAGGAGGAGGGACCAGAACCAGAUCCAGAACCAGGAGCUGGAGCUGGAGGCAGCCUAGAUAGCAGAGGGAAGGAGCUUCUCCAUGCUGUGUGUGGACUCCUUGCCGUUUGCUUAAGUGUCCAAACUUCUGACUGUCUUCUGGAGAAAGUCGCAAGCCUCGCUUUACCUGCUUUCACCACACCUGACCACCACGACCACCUGGACAUUGAUACCUCCAUAGAGGUGCUGGCUGUCCUGCUGUCAGUCAUCACUACCUCACACAGCUGCUCCGCCCCCUUAGCUUUGAGAAUACUGUCUUCUACUCUCAGUGGUGUUAAAGAUCUGGCAGAAGCUCAGGCCUCCAGAAUUAUCGUACAGCUCUGGUUCACGGCCCUGAAGUCCGGCUCGUCCACCGUGCUGCUCCAGAAGCUCUGGACGGAUCUGCUGGGCUGGUUUCAGCAUCAUGGGAAGAAUGGUGCUGAUGCUGAGGAUGCGGGUGAUAAGGAUGCUCGUUCUGGUGCUGAUGCUGAGGAUGCUGGUGCUGGUCCUGAUGCUGAGGAUGCGGUUGCUAAGGAUGCUGGUGCUGGUGCAGAUGUUAAGGAUGCUCGUUCUGGUCCUGAUGCUGAGGAUGCAGAUGCUGCAGGUGUAACGUCUCGAGUGCUGCUCUGCUUGACUGCUCUAUCGGAUCACCUGUUCUUCACCCCAGAGCAGACAGUGUUGAUGAAGCACCAGCAGGGUGUCGGGUUGCAGCCCGAUCCGUGGCAGUGCCGAACGUUCUUCAGGGUGGUCCAGGCUGGACUGAGGCACCGGGACGGCGUGUCCCGCAGGAGGGCCCUGUUCCUGCUGAAGAGAUGCGUCUCCAUGUGUGAGGAGCUGAAGGUGGAGGUUGGAGUAGGAGAUCCAGAAAGCCUGUUCAGAUGGACUCCAGAUCAGAGUUUAGAGCUUCGGGGGUUCUGGGAGGAUUACGCUCUUGUUUUGGAGACUCUUGAAGAGAAUCAGAUCCAUGUGGUUCGACCUGUCCUCAACCGGAUCAACAGGCUGGUGGAGACGGCUGCAGCUAACACUGAAGGCAGGGUUCUGGUGGACACAUCCUGGUUGAUGUGUGUGUAUCAGAGGAUGUUCCACAGUGAGAAUAAAGCCGUGAUGAAGGAAGGAGUUAAUCACCUGCUGGAGCUGAAGAUACUGCAGCGUCCUGACGUCGCCUCGGCUUUCUCACAGUUUGUAGUAGGUCCCUUCAUGGAGGUGCUGGCAGAGAGCCCACUCUACCACAGAUCACCUGGACAGGUGGUGGGGGAGUGUCCGGAGAUAGCAGUGAAGCUGCAGAAGUUCAUGGUGAUGUUCUUCAGCAGUUUACCUGAAAAGGAACGAGGCUUUGUGAUGUUGAAGCUGCUGCAGCGUUUGGGUUCUCAGCACUGGUGUUCUGUCCCGCUGCUGUUUCUGUCUCAGGCUCUGUCCCAUUUACCCCCCGCCCCUCUACUGAGAGCAGAUGGCCUGAACGCACUCAGAGAUGUUCUGCGCUGCACUAUGAUCACUCACCAGGUUCUGCUGAGAGGAGCUACUCAGUGUUUCCUGCUGCACACUGCACUCUGCCUCAUACACGUGUCUGCAGUGUCUCUGGACGAGGUGUUGGGGUUUCUGGCGAACUUCAGAGCCGAGGAGUCUCUGAGUCGAGGCACAGCGCUGUGGAGAGAGCUCUGUGAUUGGCUGCUGGCUAACGAGGGCAGAUUUCGGCCCAGUGAUGAUUCUGACGGCGCUGUUCCAGAGACGAUCACCGCACACUGCUCCAGACGCCUAAAGACCUUCCUCACUGUACCAGCCAGCUCCGAUCAGACGGACGCUGUUCCGGACCCGGGCGAGGCCGAGGCUCUGGCCCGUUCUCUCCUCCUCUCGGUGGAUCUGGAGAGGAUCAGGAGACCAGGGCAGAACCCAGAGGAGAACGGACUGGAGCGGCUCUUCUGCCCCCUGCUGGACGUCCUGCGCCGGAUUAGCACCAGCGUAUAUUUACCGCUGCGCAAAACCGACAACAGCCUGCAGCUCCUCCUGCGCCUCCUGCAGCUCCUCAACACACACCCAGAGACUGGAGCGAUGAACGAUUAUGAUAAGGUGGCGGAGGCCGUGAGGAAUCUGUUACUGGGAGUGGUGGAACCAGUUCAGGAGUUUAUACUGAGGAGGCUGAGUGGAGAACUACAGGAGCUGUGUGAUGUGGACCGGGCGGCUCUGUACCUCUCCGUGGUUCUGGAACUGGUUCAGACCUACAGCUCGGUUCCCGGCUUCAUCUCCAACCUACAGAACAACUACGUCCCCAAACUCACCACUAACUGCACCAGGAUCCUCACCACACCUUCUGACCAGACUCCGUCUGUAGCUGGGCAGGUACAGAAAGCGGUUAGCAUGGCUACGUUAGCCGCGCUGUGUGAGCUCGCUCAGCGCGGUGUGUUCGAACCCGAGUCCGACGCCACAACGUCACUCAGAUCCCUCACCAGCUUCUUCUGCCCACCUUCAUCCUCCUCCUCCUCCUCAUCAUCAUCAUCCUCCUCCUCAUCCUCAGUGCAGAGCUUUAACCGGCCCCUGCUGAAGCCCUCUACAGCAGAUCCCUCCGCCAGGGGUCCGGAUGAGAGUCCGGUGCUGAGGGACUGGGGUCGAGUGGCGGCUGGGUUUAUCCGGGAUCAGUGGGCGUGUCUGCUGUACCUGCGGGCUGAAGCCGGGGGCAGUUUCCGGGCGGCGGUGGAGGCGGUCGCUCUGCUGCCCAGUGACCUGGUUCUGCCCGUACUGGACUUCCUGUCCUCCACCUUCCCUCAGGUGGCGCUGUGUGAGGAGGUGGAGGAGGAGGUGUGUGUGGAGGCGGUGUGUGUGUGCUGGAAGCUGGUUCAGGCUUUAAGCUCUAACGCUCAUGAUUUCUGGCCGGCUCUGCAGGCUUUCAUCCGCCUGGCCUUUAAUCACACCGCCCUUCAAAUGACCCCCACCCAGAACCCCCACCUGACCACCUGCACCUCACAGAUAACUCGUGAGUUGAUGGAGUUGUCGGAGGCGAAGUCGGGAGUGUUUAAUGUUCUGAUUCAGCACUGCUGUGAGACCUGGCUGCCCUCCGACCCGAAGAACCGCACUGACUCCGCCUUUCAGAGCGCCUUUAACCACCUGGAUCUGCUGACCGAGGCCUGUGUAUACGGACCCGUCUUCAGACGAGAUCAGAGGCUGAUUCAGGAGGUUCAGACCUAUGUGGAGCAGCUUGGAGAGCAAUGUGUCGCUAAUGCUGUGAUCAGCAGUGAGAACAGGGAUGAUCAGUUCCCCCGGCUCUGUGUUCUGGCGUUCCUGAGUCACCUGGACCCGUCUAACAGUCUGCACCAGAAACUGAUGGAGGAGCUGGUCCAGCACUUACUGAAAAAGGAUGCGGCGAUAACUAAGUCAAAAGUGCGUUACUAUAGCAACUCCAUGCAUCACCGAGUAAAAAACAGAGUGUGGCAAACGCUACUGCUGCUCCUGCCAAAACUCACACCAGAGUUCGUGGUUCAGUCUGUACUGGUUCCAGUCUGUGAGGCGGGUUUCUCCAGUAACCAGGCGUCCGUUAAAUACCUGAUCGAGUGGGUUCUGAUCCUGAUCCUCCACCAGAACCCCGCCCACAUCCAGCAGCUGUGGGACUGUUUCAGUACGGAUCAGGAGCAGGAGAAGACCAAGACCAGCAUCUGCACCUUCCUGUCUGUCCUGGUGCACCUGCACGUCCUGCUGCCUCACCUGGAGGAUAAGGUGGCGCAGUGGCAGCGGGCGGUGGAGGUGGCGCUGCUGUGGUGCUUCAGUCAUAACUUCAGUGUGCGGCUGUACGCUCUGCUGGCACUGAAGCGGGUGUGGCAGAUGGAGGGGGCGCUGGCGGGUGGGCCGGCAGCUCUGGGGGGUCUGGGUACCGUGGUCCAGGCGUGUCUGCGGCAGGCCGAGACCAUGCAGAACUCCGGCAACGCCAUGAAGAACUGGACCAAAAUUCAGGAGCACUUCUUCUUCAGUGUCUUCCACCCUCUUAAUGAUUAUAGUUUAGAGACGAUCCUGCACACAUUCCCCAGUCUGUCGGAGCUGGCUGAUGAUGAGUGGGUUCCGGUGUGGAAGCUGGAGAAGCUGGUGAACUUCCACUCCUCUGUUCCGGUGAGGAACGCUGGCCGGGAGCUGAGCGAGCUGCAGCCUGGAGACUGGAUCCAGCAGGACAGAGGUGAGCUGGAGCAGGAGGAGCGCUGGGCUGAUGUACAGAAGAAGAUCGCCCCCUGGAGGCUGAGUGUGCAGGAGCAGGAGCCUCAGCUCAUGGCCCAGCAGAGGGCGGUGCGCCUGGGCAAACUCACCAACGCCCUGGUGGUGGUGGCAUCCCUCAUCGACAAGCCCACUAACCUGGGAGGUCUGUGUAGGACGUGUGAGAUAUUCGGGGCGAGUGCUCUGGUUCUGGACAGUUUGCGUCACGUAUCCGACAAACAGUUUCAGGCCCUCAGUGUAUCUUCUGAACUCUGGCUUCCACUGCUGGAGGUGAAGCCCUCUGAGCUGACGGACUUCCUGCAGCUGAAGAAGAGAGAAGGUUACUGUAUAGUGGGAGUGGAACAGACGGCCAACAGCCAGAGUCUACAGGACUACAGCUUUCCAGAGAAGACCCUCCUGCUGCUGGGGAACGAGCGAGAGGGUAUAGAUGUUAAUCUGCUGCAGCUGCUGGAUGUGUGUGUGGAGAUUCCUCAGCAGGGAGUAACUCGCUCUCUGAACGUUCACGUCAGCGCCGCCCUGCUGGUGUGGGAGUAUACCAGACAGCACCUGGGUUGUGCUCAGGAACCGUAACUGCAGAACUGGAUCAGAUACAGGAAAAGACUCAGAGGAGACUGUGGGAGAAUUCAAACCCACUUGUGGAAUUUAUCUGCAUCAUCGAGGACCUGCAGCUGAUCCCCAGAGAUGCUCUUACCUGUAACACCUGUAACACCUGUAUCUGUAGACUGCCUGUGUUCUUUAAGUGAUGCCAAAGAAGAACCAAUAAUUACAUUUAUGAAACAAUUUUAUGUUUUACUAUGUUUCAUAAAAUAUCCAUAUUUGACGUAAAUUCACGCCAACCAGUUCAAAGGUUCUUUAUGGUUAUUUAUACAACAAAAACAUGGAUCAUCUUUGGCAGUGCUAAUAUAACUUCUAUUAUCUUCAGUUCCAGGACUGUUUCUGAGGUCAAUAAUCUGAGUAUUUACACUUCUAAAUCUGAUCUCUUUAGAUCAGACUAUCCAGGGUCCAGACCUGUUUUGUAUAGAUCAGUUUAGGUGUUUUAUAUUGAUUUUAAAGUGAAAUAAACUCUUAAUUUAAGAUGGCAUUAUAUAAGUGACUGGACUCUCUGCAGAUGUAUUGUUUAAGUAAGCAAAGACUAUUCAGACUAUUAAACCUCAAUCUGGAUACAAUCUAGAUAUGCCAAAAAUCCAAUUUGAGGUGGUUUCUGGCUGUUUAGACUAUCAAACCUCAAUCUGGAUACAAUCUAGAUAUGCCAAAAAUCUGAUUUGAUGUUUGGUGGUCUGAACAGAAAGACACCACAUCAACCUGGAUACGAUCUAGAUGUGCCAGAAAUCUGAUUUAAUGUGGUUUCGUACUGUUCAGACUGUUAAACCUCAAUCUGGAUACAAUCUAGGUAUGCCAACAAUCUGAUUAGAUGUGGUUUUUGACUGUUUAGACUGCCAAACCUCAGUCUAGAUACAAUCUUGAUAUGCUAAAAAUCCAAUUUGAUGUUCGAUAGUCUGAACAGAAAGACACCACAUCAAUCUGGACAUGAUCUAGAUAUGCCAAAAAUCCAAUUUGAUGUUUGAUAUUCUGAACAGAAAAACUCCACAUUUAUCUACAUAUGAUUUAGAUAUGCUUAAAAUCGGUUUUGAUGUGGCGUCUGACUGUUCAGACUAUCAAACCUCAAUCUGGAUACAAUCUAGAUACACCUGUUUAGAUCAGAGUCCUGUACUCUAAUGGAUGUGUUUGGACAUGGCUGUAUAUUGAUUGGUUAUAUUGAUUUUAGAUUGAAAUAAACUCUUAAUUAAAGGCA